Molecule: messenger RNA, 3978 nt
Organism: Coffea arabica (coffee)
Lineage: Eukaryota; Viridiplantae; Streptophyta; Magnoliopsida; Gentianales; Rubiaceae
Product: pentatricopeptide repeat-containing protein At4g33990-like
Biological process (GO): RNA modification
Molecular function (GO): zinc ion binding; RNA binding; protein binding
Source: RefSeq, a predicted model, not a curated record
GCAUUGCCUUCAAAUUUCCCAAGUUCGAAGGUACAACAUCAGUUCACUCCCGCCGUCCUCCUCCUCCUCUGAGGUUUCCUACAUCAUAGAAUCGAUGGUCUCAUUCCACUCCUGCUUUCUGGUAGCACUUGGAGCGGAAUUAAACGCAGAAAAGCUAGUCUUAGGAGGUCAGAUUAUUUACCUUUGUUCUUAAUAAAUCUUUUUAAAUUUCUUCUCCACUGCAAAAAUUUCUCACCAUUCAUGCAGAGAAAAACGAAAUAUAUCUUAGUAACUUCGACUGAGUACAAUACUAUUGGCAGGUUUUAGUCAAGCGUUAAGGAAGUUUGUUUCUUUAUAAAGCUCUUAUUGAUAUAGGGUUGAGUUAAAUUUUAUGUUUCAGAAAAAAUUCGACGGAAGAAAGCAGCAAAGCGAAGAAAAUACUCCACAAUUAAGUAUUCCGUCUUGGCAAAAAAGGUGUAGUAAUGACUAACCGUGCAAAUUAAUUAUCUGAAAGGUCCAUAGUAGUUGACAAGACUUGAUUCUGGUCACCUGUUUCUGAUGGAAUUUGAAAACCUAUUCAAAAGAAAAAGGCUAUAACAGCAGACCUGCAGAGAAUGUUGUAAUAACUCUUGGUACUCAGUCUUUCUAAAAUAACUUGGUUACCGAUAUUGCUUUGUGUCCUUGUCCCAGUUCCAGCACAUAAACUGUAUGUAUUUAGUAUUUGCCUUGUGAUAUUGCUGUGGCUCUAGGGCAUGUUCAGAUUGUUGCCAGCCUGGAAAGGUAGGCAUUUUUCAACAUCUCUUCCAUAUGUUCGAUCUAACUAUCAUUGGUAUUCCACGAAUGCAAUCUGCCUUCAGAUUCCACCAAAUGACAUUGAGGAUGAGAAGAAUGAGAUUGAUUUUGAGCUUUUAUUCAGCUCAUGCACCAAAACUGAUAUCGUUAAGAGGCUUCAUGCCCUCCUUAUUGUCUCAGGGAGGGUGCAGAGACUGUCCCACACAACUAGACUUGUCAAUCUUUAUGCCCAUCUGGGUGAUGUUUCAUUAUCUUGCAGUACUUUUAAUCAGAUACAAACAAAAGACACCUAUAGCUGGAACUCGAUGUUGUCAGCUUAUGUUCGUAAUGGCCAAUUUACUGAAGCCGUUAAUUGUGUUUACAAAAUGUUGUCAAUGUCUGAUGUUCGGCCCGAUUUCUAUACUUUUCCUCCGGUUCUGAAAGCUUGUCGUAGAUUAAUUGAUGGGAUGAGACUACAUGGUUGGGUUUUCAAAUUGGGCUUUGAAUGGGAUGUUUUUGUUGCUUCUGCACUGGUCCACAUGUAUUGCCGCUUUGGGCAGUUUAUUGUUGCCAAUAGGAUCUUCAAGGACAUGCCAUCUCGAGAUAUGGGCUGCUGGAAUUCUGUGAUAUCUGGGUUCUGUCAGAAUGGGAAUGCAGCGGAGGCGUUGGCAAUCUUGGAUCAAAUGAGAUUGGAAGGAAUUAAGAUGGAUUCAGUGACUGUUUCUAGCAUUCUUCCUGUUUGUGCACAAAUGAAUGAUAGUUUACGAGGCAUGCUGGUUCAUUUGUAUGCCAUAAAGCAUCGCUUGGAAGUUGAUGUUUAUGUGUCCAAUGCCCUGAUUAACAUGUACGCUAAAUUUGGUGAAUUAGAAAGCGCCCAGAAGGUUUUUGAUCAGAUGGUGCUCAGAGAUAUAGUUUCAUGGAACUCAGUGAUUGCUGCAUAUGAGCAAAAUGAUCUCCCAGGUUGUGCAAUCUACUUCUUUCAUCAGAUGCAACUCAAUCAACUUCAGCCAGAUUUAUUGACAAUGGUAAGCAUAGCUUCCAGCAUUGCUCAGACUAGAGAUUAUGUUUCUGCAAAAUCCAUCCAUGGAUAUAUUCUACGGAGAUGUUGGAUUAAUGAAGAUGUUGUACUUGGAAAUACAAUUGUUGACAUGUAUGCUAAACUUGGCAUUAUGGACUCUGCACGCAUGGUUUUCGAUGAAAUGUUUGUUAAAGAUGUGGUUUCAUUUAACACAAUGAUCGCAGGUUAUGGUCAAAAUGGUCUUGCAAGCGAGGCCGUUGAAAUAUUCCGCAUGAUGCCUUGCAAAAACAUAACACCUGAUGAGGGUACUUGGGUUAGUGUUUUACCUGCUUAUGCUCAUCUUGGAGCCUUGCGAGAAGGGACUAAAGCUCAUGGCCAGGUUUUCAAAAGAGGUCUACAUUGGGAUAUCUUUGUGGGCACAUGCCUGGUUGAUUUGUAUGGAAAGUGUGGGAGACUGGAUGAGGCAUUGCUUUUAUUCUAUGAGGUUCCCAGGACUAGUUCUGUCCAUUGGAAUGCAAUUAUAGCUUGCCAUGGAAUUCAUGGAUGUGGUGGGACAUCUCUACAACUAUUCAGAGAUAUGCUGGAUGAGGGGGUACAGCCAGAUCACAUAACCUUUUUGUCCAUAUUGGCAGCUUGCAGCCAUUCUGGCCUGGUUGACCAAGGUAAAUCAUAUUUUCACCUGAUGCAGCAAGAAUAUGAAAUUAAACCUGGUAUGAAGCACUAUGGGUGCAUGGUGGACUUGUAUGGUAGGGCCGGACAUCUGGAAAAGGCAUACAAUUUUAUUAAACGUAUGCCUGUACCUCCUGAUGCUUCAGUAUGGGGUGCUCUUCUUAAUGCUUGUAGAAUCCAUGGAAAUAUUGAGUUGGGUAAAGUGGCUUCGCACCACUUGUUUGAAGUUGAUUCAGAUAAUGUUGGGUACUAUGUCUUAUUGUCAAAUAUAUAUGCAAAUGUUGGGAGAUGGGAAGGGGUUGAUGUAGUAAGAUCAUGGGCUAGAGACAAGGGAUUGAGGAAGACACCUGGGUGGACCUCGAUUGAGUUAAAUAAUAUGAUUGAGGUAUUUUAUACUGGACAUCCACAGUCUGAAGAGAUGUACAUGGAACUGGCCAUUUUAACUGCCAAAGCAAAAGACCUUGGUUAUGCUCCAGACUACAGCUUUGUGUUGCAGGAUGUUGAGGAUGAUGAGAAGGAAAACAUUCUCACAAGUCACAGUGAGAGAUUGGCUAUUGCUUAUGGAAUCUUAAAUUCACCUCCAAAAAGCACUAUUCGAAUUUUUAAGAACUUGCGUGUUUGUGGAGACUGCCACAAUAUGACUAAAUUUACAUCUAAGAUCACUGAGAGGGAGAUUAUUGUGAGAGAUUCAAACCGUUUUCAUCACUUCAAAGAUGGAUUUUGUUCUUGUGGAGAUUAUUGGUAACGACUGGAUGUCAUUACUUGGUGCUGAAAGUUUCCCAUUUGGAUUGAUUUUCGGGUUCAUCCAAGAUCCAGGAUAGUUUUGCAAACGGUAUCGUGUUCUCUCUACAGAAUUGCUUCCAAAACUUGGAGAAACUUGGAUGAGGCCAUUGCCUAUUAAAAAACAGAUGAGAAUCCUCUAUGCUCCUUUAACUUGGAGAUAUUGAUUUGCAGAGUAAACUGCAGAGAUCCUUUUCAGGAGGAGAACAUGAACCUAUAAUUGACAACUCCGCGGAACCAGUGCUCCUUGAAUCAGGCCUGUUCCUGCAGUACAUUACAGCCAUCUGAGUCGGUCUUGCCAUGAGAAGGAAGCUGGAAUAUGACUCUCUAAGGAAUGAUGCUAGUUUGUAGGUGAGCUUUCUUUUCAUACAAGUCAAGCAGCCAUUGGCAAUUCUGAUUAUUUGGCCACUGCCGUGCAAUUCCUUGAAGGUACUAUUUUUCGCUGCUAGUUGACAGCCUUCAUGAACAAGUAACAAUUGCCAUUAUUUCACAGCCCAUCCGACAAUAGACUCCACAGUACAAAGGGAUUUCGAUUGGCUUUGAAGAGGUCGGGACAAAGGGAACAUGCCCUGCUUGGUACACCCAUGCACCUGAUUACUAGAUGUUGAGCUCAAAAGUCAUCCGUGGCUUUAGUAGUAGACAUUGCAGGUGUUGUGUGAGCACGAAUAAAAGCCAGUGUUGGUAUUUUUGUAGAUACCCUACAUACGGUCUAUGCAGGACUUCUAUUGUUUGGGCUAGUUUGCAAUAUAUGACUACUCUGU